UCCCGUCGCGCCAUCGCCCAUCAUGUCGCUCGUGUCCGGCGAGAAGACGAACUUCCAGUACAUCUUGCGUCUGCUCAACACCAAUGUUGACGGCAAGCAGAAGAUCAUGUACGCCUUGACCCAGAUUAAGGGUGUCGGCCGUCGUUACUCCAACUUGGUUUGCAAGAAGGCCGAUGUUGACCUGAGCAAGCGCGCUGGUGAGCUCACCACCGAAGAACUCGAGCGUAUCGUCACCAUCCUCCAGAACCCCACCCAGUACAAGAUCCCCACCUGGUUCCUCAACAGACAGCGCGACAUCGUCGACGGCAAGGACUCCCAGGUUCUGUCCAACGGUCUGGACAGCAAGCUCCGUGAGGAUCUUGAGCGCCUGAAGAAGAUCCGCUCCCACCGUGGUCUGCGUCACUACUGGGGUCUCCGUGUCCGUGGUCAGCACACCAAGACUACCGGCCGCCGUGGACGCACCGUCGGUGUCAGCAAGAAGAAGGGCUAAACCAUUACGGAUGUCUUUUUUGUUUUCCGCUGGAGUGGAUUUGGUGGGACUAUGUUGGUGUGUGUUUACGAAUCCUCGCGGGACUCUGGACUUGAUCUGGUGUUGAUAUAAAAACGACACGGG
Molecule: messenger RNA, 613 nt
Organism: Aspergillus novofumigatus IBT 16806
Lineage: Eukaryota; Fungi; Ascomycota; Eurotiomycetes; Eurotiales; Aspergillaceae
Product: 40S ribosomal protein uS13
Exons: 3
Coding region: 23-490 (155 amino acids)
Biological process (GO): translation
Cellular component (GO): ribosome; small ribosomal subunit; cytosol
Molecular function (GO): structural constituent of ribosome; RNA binding
Source: RefSeq, a predicted model, not a curated record